Molecule: messenger RNA, 354 nt
Organism: Prunus armeniaca (apricot)
Lineage: Eukaryota; Viridiplantae; Streptophyta; Magnoliopsida; Rosales; Rosaceae
Source: the annotation of a GenBank genome assembly
AUGAGAAGAGCAGUGUUUGAUUGGGCUAAACGCUUCAAUAUUAUUCAAGAUGAGCCCAAAAAUUUCAGAUUUUGGAUUGGCGCGUAUCUUUCAAGGGACGCAGAAUCUAGCAAACCCUCAGAAGGUUGUGGGUUGAUUCUCGAUGAUAAUGUGCAGCAGGGAACAAAAACUUCUGAAUCUCCAAUCUGCAAGUGUUUGAAAGGGUCUGUACCUAAGUCACAUGAGGAAUGGAGCAAAGGAAACAGGACAGCAGGGUGUGUGAGGAAAACAAAAUUGUUUUGUGAGAGUAGUACACAAGUAAGUCAGUCACUUCGAGCGGAAAACGAGCUGGGUUUUCGAAGAUGGUACGGUUGA